ACCAACAGGGUAAUAAUGGUGGUGCGGCACUACUACAUGUAGUACGGUAAUUGUACCGCCAGCCUUUGGCGGAAGGUCUGUGGAAAUAUCCGGCCCGUGUUGAACGAACACGGUUACACGGCAGCGAAAGUGGAUGGACCAUGGAGUGUAUUCCGGCAACGAUUGAUGAUUUCGAGGGCAAAAAGGACCCUGUCAUAGAAAACCCCGACCAGAAUGUGUACACCAAGUUUAUGAAAUCACACAGGUGUUAUGACCUUGUACCUACCAGCUCCAAAUUGGUAGUGUUUGAUACAUCACUUCAGGUGAAAAAGGCAUUUUUUGCUCUUGUGUCCAACGGAGUAAGAGCUGCACCGUUGUGGGACAGUAAGAAGCAGUGCUUUGUGGGUAUGCUAACUAUUACUGACUUCAUUAACAUUCUACAUCGUUAUUACAAGUCUCCAUUGGUCCAGAUAUAUGAGUUGGAAGAACAUAAGAUUGAAACAUGGAGAGAGCUGUACCUUCAAGACUCUUUCAAGCCCUUGGUUUGCAUAUCUCCCAAUGCAAGUUUAUAUGAUGCAGUAUCAUCACUGCUGAAGAACAAGAUUCACAGACUGCCUGUAAUCGACCCGCUGACCGGAAACACACUUUAUAUUCUCACACACAAGAGGAUUCUCAAGUUUCUCAAGCUUUUUAUAUCAGAGAUGCCAAAGCCCUCGUUCUUACGUCAUACCUUAGAGGAACUGAAGAUUGGAACGUUCAAGAACAUAGCGGUGGUCCGUGCAGACACCCCGCUGUACACAGCACUGGGUAUUUUUGUUGAGCAGCGAGUGUCCGCGCUCCCCGUUGUCGAUGAUAAGGGCCGAGUGGUGGACAUCUACUCAAAAUUUGAUGUUAUAAACCUGGCAGCAGAGAAAACCUACAACAACCUGGAUGUGACUGUCACCAAAGCUCUACAGCACCGCUCUCAGUACUUUGAAGGGGUGCUGACAUGCCACAGGCACGAGACCCUGGAGGCCAUCAUCAGCAGACUGGUGGAGGCCGAGGUGCACAGGCUGGUCGUGGUGGAUGAGCAAGAUGUUGUGAUAGGAAUCGUUUCCCUUUCAGAUAUUCUGCAGGCACUAGUGCUUACUGAUGGAGAAUAAGGCACAGCUUGAGGAAGGAACACAAACAAACAGCAAUGGGAGAAACAGUGCAGAAGGGAAUGCAUGUCAUCCACAUUUCUGUAACCUCAUCUACUAUUACUAAAUUUUAUUCAAGAGAACAUAGAGUAGCUGCACAGGUUUAUCCAAAUUGCAAGUCAUCUGAGAACCAAGUAAAAGCUAUAAACCUCUGAUGAGGAGCCAAAAGUAUCAUCAUUCCCAGCCCUGUGGCUGUUAUGUUUAGGAUAAAUCAGGACCACUAAUUUUGCUUUAAUUACAAAGGCAUUUCUGAUUAUAUAAGUUAAUUGCCAGAUAAAAUUACACAUCCGUUACCAUACGCUGUUUGGUAGAAGCCCUUUUGUUGCUAAAGGCUGAAAUACAUGCGCACACUGAGCCUAAAGGUAACUGUGUAACUCUAGUGUGUGUUGAGUUCUAGUAUUAUGAUGUAGCCUUUCUUAAAUUAUGUUGUUAUUCAUCAGUUAGUUUAAUUAUUUAAAUACAGUUGGAGAAUUGGUGUCAAUUUUAGUUUUUUAGUUUGAACGGCUACUCUUUCAACUUGAACCAAUAUAUUGAUGGGAUUAUAGUUACUUAUGUAUUUAUCUGUGUGUCAUGCGGCUACGUUCUACCACUGUGCAGAUUUUACAAUUGUUUAGCGUCGUGUGGAACACUAUAUACUUUGAAGACGUUAGAGGUUGUCAAAGAACCUGCAGUGGUCACUCAUUUAAAGAUUUGAUGAGCCUGAAACCAUCUGAUUGUGUACAACUGAACUGAGUGUUAAUUUAACCCAACAGCCUACGUUUUAGUCUCCUAGGAACACCUCAGUGAUGAAGGGUGUAAGACAUUGAUAAGUCUGCUGUUGGGGACGAUUGUUGUGCUAUUUUCUGUUUGAAUGCACACAUUGAUCAUUUUCAGUUUUGUCUGUGCCAGUUGUAUCGUUGACGUGUAUUUGACUGAAGACAUAUUUUUUUGUCUAUUUGUUGGCCACAUUUUGGGUUCUGGAUUUGUUAAGGUUUAGUAAAAUCUUAAAAUUGUUUGUGUCUGAAAUGUUGAAUUUGGAAACAACAUUCAAACUUACAAUUUUAGUAUUUACUUUGUUGAAGUCCAGUCAGUGAGGAACUUGAACAGUUGAACAUCAGGUGUAGGGUUAUUACUGGUUUUCUGUUAAUUGAGUUUAGGGCUCUUUUUAUUUAAAUCACUGAAUACCAGCAUUUCCCUUCUAUUUUCAAAGAGAACUGGCUGAGAGCAACUCACUUUGUUUUCUUGUGAAAUGGAAUAUGUACAACUAUAUGUAAAUGCAGUUUUUGUACUAACCUGCAAUGAGAGUGUAAUCUAAAGCAAUAAAUGUCCUUCGAGA
Messenger RNA from Betta splendens (Siamese fighting fish), 2472 nucleotides. RefSeq names its product protein kinase, AMP-activated, gamma 1 non-catalytic subunit (gene prkag1). NCBI's taxonomy places the organism in Eukaryota, Metazoa, Chordata, Actinopteri, Anabantiformes, Osphronemidae. The coding region runs from base 141 to 1121 and encodes 326 amino acids. The record is from RefSeq and is a predicted model, not a curated record. The transcript has 13 exons.